Molecule: messenger RNA, 2262 nt
Organism: Choloepus didactylus (southern two-toed sloth)
Lineage: Eukaryota; Metazoa; Chordata; Mammalia; Pilosa; Megalonychidae
Gene: CALM3
Product: calmodulin 3
Exons: 6
Coding region: 175-624 (149 amino acids)
Molecular function (GO): calcium ion binding
Source: RefSeq, a predicted model, not a curated record
GGGGCGCGCGCGGCGGCCGUUGAGGGACCGUUGGGGCGGGCGGCGGCGGCGGCGGCGCGCGCUGCGGGCAGUGAGGGUGGAGGCGCGGACGCGCGGCGGAGCUCGAGGUGCUGCAGCUGCUGCCGCCGCCGGAGGAGCCUUGAUCCCCGCGCACCGGCUACCCCGGGCCUCGCCAUGGCUGACCAGCUGACUGAGGAGCAGAUCGCAGAGUUCAAGGAGGCCUUCUCCCUCUUUGACAAGGACGGAGAUGGCACUAUCACCACCAAGGAGUUGGGGACAGUGAUGAGAUCCCUGGGACAGAACCCCACUGAGGCAGAGCUGCAGGACAUGAUCAAUGAGGUGGAUGCAGAUGGGAAUGGGACCAUUGACUUCCCGGAGUUCUUGACCAUGAUGGCGAGAAAGAUGAAGGAUACGGACAGCGAGGAGGAGAUCCGAGAGGCAUUCCGCGUCUUCGACAAGGAUGGGAAUGGGUACAUCAGCGCCGCGGAGCUGCGUCACGUCAUGACGAACCUGGGCGAGAAGCUGACCGACGAGGAGGUGGAUGAGAUGAUCAGAGAGGCUGACAUCGAUGGAGACGGCCAGGUCAAUUAUGAAGAGUUUGUACAGAUGAUGACUGCAAAGUGAAGGCCCCGGGCAGCUGGCGAUGCCCGUCCUCUUGAUCUCUAUCUCCUCGCGCGUGCACUCUCUUCAACUCCCCCUGCGUACCCUGGUUCUAGCAAACACCAAUUGAUUGACUGAGAAUCUGAUAAAGUAACAAAAGAUUUGUCCCAAGCUGCAUGAUUGCUCUUUCUCCUUCCUCCUCAAGUCUCCUGCCAUGCCCCCCAUCUCUGCCUUUUGCCCUCUGCACUCCCCUCACAUCUUCCAAGGCCUGAGGCCCUCACCCCCUCCUCCCAUUCCCCUUAGGGAGCCUCUGCCCUCCUCCAGCCCGGUGGCUCUCCUCAGUUUCCAUUUGUUUCCUUUCAUUUGUCAUCUUUUUUUUGGGUGCUGGGGUGGCUGCCAGCCCGGUCCCGGAACCUUCCAGGGCGGGGAAGAGGCCCUCGCCAGGCGGGAGAGCAUGCUCUCUGCUGUUGCAUGCAGCCAGCCCCGUGCAGCUCCCGGCAGCCUCUUGGGGUGGGGGUGCAAAGGGGCAUUCCAGGAGGACUGAGGGGGCCAGCGGCUGAGGUGGUGACUGGGUAUGGCCCAGAGAGGGUCAGGGGACGGGGGGGUGGGAAGCUGGCAUUCUGUUACCAGUCAAGGGGGCUGACUCUGGAAGGACAGACAGACAGACGGAGUGGAUGGCACUCAGGUCCCAUUGGCUGCUGUUCUGACUGGCUUUCUGAGGUUGGGCUUGGGGGAGAGGGGCUGCUCGGUGUGCCAGGCCGCAGAUUGUCCCCGCCGCGUUCCUAGAGGCUCUCAAGCUCUGGUGUAAAUACCUGGUGCUAACGCCCCACGCCUCCCUUGUGCCCCAGCCACGCCACCCCACAUUGAGGCCCUGUCACUGGAACGGAUGUGGGGAUGGUCAGUUGGCAGUGUGCUGGUUGCCCUUUUUUUUGUUGUUUUCUUUCCCCACUUUCUGCCCCUUAAAACUUUUUAAUUUUUGUCAAGAACCAUGCCGGGCUAGCUGAAGGUGGGGGGCAGGCAGGUGGGCCCCACCACGCUAUCGAGAGAGCUGGGCCUGCAAUAAAACCGGCUUGUCACCGGCUGCCCGGAGGACCACCCAUUGGGGCAGCCUCUGCUUCCUGAUCAGCCGGCGCCCCCACUUCUCCGUGGCAACUGGGGUGGCUUCUCUCCUCUGUGCCGUCCCUCGUGCCCUCCUCCCCCCACCCACCCGCCUGACCCCCGUCCCCAGCGGAGAGCAUGAUCCGUGACCUUGCUUCUGACUUUCGCCUCUGGGACAAGUGAGUCUGCGGGCAGUUCAGUCAUCUGGAGUUUUUCCUUUUUUUUUCUUUUUCUGUUCAUUUCAUCUGGUUGUCCCCCCACCAUCCCCUACUGCCCAGGUCGAUCGAGUGGCUUUUCCUGGGACCUGCCCAGCUUUGAGAAUCUUCUCAUCCACCCUCUGGCACCCAGUCUUCAAGGGAGGGGAGGGAUGGAGCAUAGUGGGAGACCCAGCCGAGAGCUGAGGUUAAGGGCAGGUCGGCGUGAGGCUGUGGACAUUCUUGGAGUGUUUUUGUUUUUGUUUUUGUUUUUGUUUUUGUUUUUUAAACCGGGCAAUAUUGUGUUCAGUUCAAGCUGUGAAGAAAAAUAUAUAUCAAUGUUUUCCAAUAAAAUACAGUGACUACCUGA